UUCCGCUAUGUUCUGUGUUUUGUACAUUGUCAUUCAACCGGCUCUGUGUGAUGCCUUUAGAAAAUGAUUAUGACUCUGCAUUGUUGACCGAGACUGAAAGAGUAGCUCUUUACUCAUGAAUAAAGCCUUCCUAUAAAAGAGAGGCUGCAACCAAAGAAAAGAGCAAGAGGAAAGAGAGAAAGAAGAGAGAGAGAGAAAGAAAGAAAAGAGAUGGAGUCACAGGGCGAAGGGUACCCUCCCUUUUCGGUCUCAACUGGUGGUGAUGAGAGUAUGCAAGGUGUUAUGCAGAGAGAGGUGAACCCCUCAACUAGUGCUCCCCCUCUUCCAGAACUUAGGCUAGUCCUGCUGGGAAGGAAAGGAACAGGGAAGAGCUCUGCAGCCAAUACCAUCCUGGGAGGAAUAGGGGGGUUUGAGAGCGGCAGACCAACCGAGGAGUGCUCAAAAAAGCGAGCCGAUCUAACCAGGAGACGAGUCACUGUGGUAGACACCCCUGGCUGGGAAUGGUACUACCCGCUCAACAGCACCCCCGACUGGGUCCGGAGAGAGACGUUGCGCAGCAUGUCCCUGUGCUCCCCCGGACCUCACGUUAUCCUGCUAGUGAUACGGUCCUGUGCCUCGGUAACCGAGUCCUACAGGAAGCAAAUAGAAGAGCACCUGGAGUCUCUGGGGGAAGGGGUGUUGGACCAUACCAUGUUGCUGUUCACCAGGGGGGACGAGCUGGGUGUGGUGCCCAUGGAGCAGAGGAUCCUAACGGGUGGGGCUGCCUUCCAGCAGCUGCUACGGAGGUGUGGGAACAGGUACCAUGUCCUGGACAAUAGGAGCCGGGGAGAUGGAACUCAGGUAAGGGAGCUACUGAGGAAGAUGGUGGAGAUGGUGGAGAACAAGGGAGGACAUUUUGGGGCAGAUCCUGCCCUCCUGAGAUUGGAGGCAGACGGGAGGAGGAGAGCGAGGGAACGGAGGAAGAGGCAGAGACAGAUGGAGGCCCAGACUCAGAGGGGUACCAUCCGAGCUGUGCUUAUGACUGACGCUGGAUCACAGGGCUCGGAUUGGGAUGGGAAACAAUCAUUCUCCAAGGGUACUCGUCGUCUCCCAGAGCUGAGACUGGUCCUCCUGGGAGAGAGAGAGACGGGGAAGAGCUCGGCUGGGAACACCAUACUGGGUGGAGGUGGAGAAGGAGCAGGGUUCUUCCAGACAGGGAGAGUGACGGAGGAGUGCGCCCGGUGCCAGGCAGAGGUAGCCAUGAGGCUGGUCACCGUAGUGGACACCCCCGGUUGGGAAGGUGGAGUAGCAGGCCCCACCCCAGAGAGGGUAAAGCGGGAGAUGGUGUGGGGUAGCGUGUCCCUGUGUCCCCCGGGACCCCACGCUGUGCUCCUCACCCUGAGGGUGGACACCCUGGUCAGUUCCACACCUGUAAGAGAACACCUGGAGCUCCUGGGGGAAGAGGUCUGGAGGCAUGCUGUCCUCCUGUUCACCCAUGGGGACCAGCUGAGGGAGGGGGUGGGCAUUGAGCAGCACAUCCAAAGUGGAGGGAGGGACCUUAAGUGGCUGGUGGAGAAGUGUGGGAGCAGGUACCACGUCAUCAGUAAUGUGAAUGGGCGUGGGGACACCGCUCAGGUGUCUGGCCUGCUGGAGAAGGUAGAGAAGAUGGUGGCCGGGAACAGGUGCGAGGCCUUCUCGUCGCUAGUGCAGGAGGUCAGCGACCUCACCAGACAGAGGAACGAGAAAUUCAACCAGCGUCUCAAAGAGGUUGGUGACAAGAUGCAGCGUCAGGAGAUGGAGCUCAAGAGGAUGAGGGAGAGGGAGGUCAAAAGCAUCCGCUGGUUUUUCGAUCGGAAGAAGAAAGUUAAAUCUCCGGGGAAGUCAGGCAUGGAGAAAGAGGAGGAUGGAGGGGAGGAGGAGGAGGAGAAAAGGAGUGAUGGGAGGAAGAACGAAAUGGGCGAACUAGAGGAGAGGAUUCGGUGGCUGACGGAGGAUAAGGAGAGAGAGAUUCAGGAUCUGGGCGCGGAAAACUACAGAUUCAUCGCUGCGCUCAACCAGAGAAGCAGGGAGCGAGAGGAGAUAGUCAUCAAGCUAGAGGAGAGAGAGAGAGAGAUUGACGAACUGAAAGAGCGAGUUGACGAGCAGCAAGUGAAACUGCUCGACCUUGAGCGUGUCAUCGGGGAGAAAGAACGAGAUAAAAAAGAGAGGGAGGAAGAGUUUAGAGGGAAGCAUCGGGAAUGGAGGAGGGAAGCAGAGGAUUUGAAAGACAGGAUAGCCCUGGAAGAAAAAGAAAAAGAGGAAUGGAUAGGAAGAGGAAAAACGUCACAGAACGAGAUGUAUGAGUCAAAACAGUUGUAUGAGGAGAGACGUUUACAGUAUGAGGAAGAGAUGCAGAGAAAACUGCAUGAAAAAGAGGAAGAGAUGGAGAGAAAACUGAAUGAAAAAGAGGAAGAGAUGCAGAGAAAACUGCAUGAAAAAGAGGAAGAGAUGGAGAGAAAACUGAAUGAAAAAGAGGAAGAGAUGGAGAGAAAACUGAAUGAAAAAGAGGAAGAGAUGGAGAGAAAACUGCAUGAAAAAGAGGAAGAGAUGGAGAGAAAACUGCAUGAAAAAGAGGAAGAGAUGCAGAGAAAACUGAAUGAAAAAGAGGAAGAGAUGCAGAGAAAACUGAAUGAAAAAGCGGAAGAGAUGGAAGGAGAGAGACUGCUAUCUGAGACGAGGGAAACAGAAAGGAGGGAUGAGCAAAGAAAGAGAGAUGAAAGGGAAAAGCAAGAGAUGAGCAAGCUGAAAGAGAUCAUUGAAAAUAAAAAUAAAGAAAUAACUGAUGCACAGCAAUUGGUUACAGACAAAGAAAAAGAGAUUGUGGAAGUGAGGGCGAGAUCCGUUGACAAUGUAAAAGAAAUUGAGCGGCUGAAAGAAAACAACGAACAGAAGGAGUCUGAGGUGGUGGCAAUGCAACGGCAACACACAGAGGACAAAAGUAGGAGAGAUGCCGAGGCAAUGGACAAGUUGCGAGGGAAAGAAGUGGAGCUCAACAACUUAAUACAAAAGGACGGGGAAAAUAAGAGAGAACUCGUCCGUUUAAGGCAGACCAUUAAACAAACAAAAACAGAACUGGAAAACUUAACUGCCACGACGGAGAAGGAAAGGAUGAACAUGAUACAGGAAUAUGAAAAGGAAAUCGAGACGAAGGAAGAGGAGAUGAGGUUGAUGUUAGAAGACCACGAAAGUGCUGUCCGCCAACUGCAGAAAAAGGAGGCAGAAAGUAGAAGGAACAUUUCAGGCGUGACAGAAUGCUUAAGGGACAGCCAGGGGAAGGUUGAGGUACUGCAGGAGCUGAACGUGAAAUUGAAGAAAGAGAUGGACAACCUCAGGAAGAAGUGUCAGGAGUAUGAGGAGGACCAGGGGGUUCAGAGGACCGAGAGGGAGAGCAGGGAGGCUGACAUCAGAGAGCUGCUCUGUGGAUAUGAAGAGCAGUUAAAACACAAAGACAGGGAAAUCCACCAUGUUAUGGAAGAGCGGAACCUGGAGGUUGCUGCGUUGAAACAGACAAACGACCAGAGACAGAAGGAGCUGGAGAAUAUUAAAGAAGGGGAGGAGGUGAGAGAGAAACAGGUGGAGGAGAUAAGAGGGUGCUAUGAGAAGAAUCUGAGAGAAAGGCAGAAUGAGCUGAAACAGACGGCUGAGGAAAAGGAGCAAGAGCUGGAGAAACGGGGGAGAGUGUAUGAUGAGAAGGAACGAGAACAGGCAAGAAGUAAAGAAGUGCUGGAUAACAGAGGACGUGAACUUGAGACAAAAGAUGCAGAGCUAGUGAAAAGAGAAGAAGUGCUAGUGAAAGGAGAGGAAGGGCUAAUGAAAAGAGGGAAAGAGCUAGUGAAAGGAAAGGAAGAGCUAGUAAAAGGAGAAGAAGCGCUAGUGAAAGGAGAGGAAAAGCUAGUGAAAGGAGAGGAAGAGCUAGUGAAAAGAGAGGAAGUGCUAGUGAAAAGAGAGGAAGUGCUAGUGAAAAGAGAGGAAGUGCUAGUGAUAAGAGAGGAAGUGUUAAUGAAAAGAGAGGAAGUGCUAGUAAAAGGAGAGGAAGAGCUAGUGAAAAGAGAGGAAGUGCUACUGAAAAGAGAGGAAGUGUUAAUGAAACGAGAGGAAGUGCUAGUAAAAGGAGAGGAAGAGCUAGUGAAAAGAGAGGAAGUGCUAGUGAAAAGAGAGGAAGUGUUAAUGAAAAGAGAGGAAGUGCUAGUAAUAGGAGAGGAAGAGCAAGUGAAAAGAGAGGAAGUGCUACUGAAAAGAGAGGAAGUGCUAGUUAAAAGAGAGGAAGUGCUAGUGAAAAGAGAGGCAGUGCUAGUGAAAGGAGAGGAAAAUCUAGCACAAGGAGAGGAAGAGCUAUUCAAAAGAGAAGAAGAAUUAGUGAAAGGAGAGGAAGAGCUAAUGAAAGGAGAGGAAGAGCUACUGAAAAGACAGGAAGGGCUAGUGAAAGGAGAGGAAGAACGAGUGAAAAGAGAGGAAGAGCUAGUCAAACGAGAGGAAGUGCUAGUGAAAGGAGAGGAAAAGCUAGUGAAGAGAGAGGAAAAUCUAGCGAAAGGAGAGGAAGAGCUCUUCAAAAGAGAAGAAGAAUUAGUGAAAGUUGAGGAAGAGCUAAUGAAAAGAGAGGAAGAGCUAGUGAAAGGAAAGGAUGAGCUAUUUGAAAGAGAAGAAUUAGUGAAAGGAGAGGAAGAGCUAUUCAAAAGAGAAGAAGAAUUAGUGAAAGUUGAGGAAGAGCUAAUGAAAAGACAGGAAGAUCUAGUGAAAAGAGAGGAAAAUCUAGUGAAAGGAGAAGAAGAGCUAUUGAAAAGAGAGGAAGAGCUAUUCAAAAGAGAAGAGGAAUUAGUGAAAGGAGAGGAAAAGCUAGUGAAAAGAAAGGAAGAGCUAGUGAAAGGAAAGGAAGAGCUAGUAAAAGGAGAAGAAGGGCUAGUGAAAAGACAGGAAGAGCAAGUGAAACGAGAGGAAAAGCUAGUGAAAAGAGAGGAAGAGCUAUUCAAAAGAGAGGAAGUGCAAGUUAUAGAAGAGGAAAAGCUAGUGAAAAGACAGGAACAGCUAGUGAAAGGAGAGGAAAAGCUAGUGAAUAGAGAGAAAAUGCUAGUGAAAGGAGAGGAAGAACUUGAGAAAAGAGAGGGAGAGCUAGUGAAAGGAGAGGAAGAGCUAGUGAAAAAAGAGGAAGAACAUGAGAAUAGAGAGGGAGAGCUAGUGAAAAGAGAGGAAGAGCUAGUGAAAAGAGAGGAAGAGCUUGUGAAAGUAGAGGAAGAGCUUGUGAAAAGAAAGGAAGAGCUAGUGAAAAGAGACGAAGAGUUGGAAGGUAGAAGACGAGAAGUAAAGAACUGGGAGGAAGAUCUAGAAACAAGACAGAAAGGACAAGAAAAACAGAAACAGGAGUUGUGGAGCCGAGAAAAAUGCUUGAAAAGAAAGGAAGAAGAGUCUGAAAGCCAAGAACAAAACAUCUGCAGCAAGGAGCAAGAUGUGGAGAAAAUAGAAAAAGAGCUGCAAAACAGAAAGAACCAACUUGAUAGUAGGGAAUAUGAUUUAAAGACUUCGGAAGAAAAUAUUAAGAAAAUAGAGCUGGAUCUAGAAAACCUGCAGCGACAACAGGACAACCGUCAACUAGAGCUGGAUGAAAGGGAAAAUGAACAAGGGAGUGGGAAGAUAGAACAUCAGAACCAGAGAGAGGAUCUGGAAAAAAGAGAGAGAGAACUGAGGGCCAGAGAACAUGAUUUGAGAUGUGGAGAACAAGGGUUGGAAAACCAGGAAGAGGAUAUGAACAACCGACAGCACGACAUGGACAAAAGACAAGAAGAAUUGGAAAAUAUACAACAAGACCUUGAGAAAAGGGAGCUUCACCUGAAGAAUAGAGAGGAAGAAACAAAGAAACACAGACAAGCUCUGGAAAAAAUAGAGAAAGAGGUCAAAGACAGCAAACAAGGACUUGAAAACAGAGAACACCAUUUGAAGAAUGGAGAGCAAGAGUUACUGAACUGGAGAACAGAGUUAGAAAUUCAAGGGAAACAUAUGAGCAACAGGAGCCAAGACAUGGAAAAGCUGGCGGGGGAGGUGGAAAACCAUCAACAAGAGCUAAGGAACAGAGAGGAAGGUUUUGAAGACAAAAUGCAAGAGUUGAGGAAUUGGGAGCAGCGUCUAGAAAGACUUGAAACAGAACUAGAGAGGAGAGAGCAUGAACAGAGGAAUACGAAUAAUGGAUCCAAGGAAAAGGAGCGAGAAGUUAACCAUUUUGAAAAAGAUCUGGAUGGCAGAGAUUAUGACGUGGAGAUCAGAGAGCCCAACGGAUUGAUACCAAGCCAUGAUGCACAUGGAGGAGAUGUCUGUGACAUGACAACAAGAUGUGAUAAUGUGACACUAGAGGCUAUAGAGGAUUCCCAUAUGAUGUACCAGGAAGUAGGAGUGGUGGAGAAAGAAGGACGGGAACUGCAGGGAAAAGAACCAGAGAGGAGUGAAAGCAUCACAGACCGGGAAGAUCAGACGAUGAUGGAAUGUGCCUCGUCUACAAUCUUAAACAAUAACAGUCAGUUUGAAAGAAUGGCAGCGCCAGAAGAGAAAGAGGGGGCGGAAGAAUGUAAAAAGAGGGGUAGAAUGGGUGAAGAGGAGGAUGAGGAGGAUAAUUAUAAGGAAAUUGAAGAUGUAAACGUUAUCUCAGACUUAAAGUUAACUCCAGGUCCAGGCCCCAGUGUAGAAAACACUAAACGCAUCCAAACGUCUGAGCUGAGGCUGGUAUUGUUAGGGGAGACUUGGUCCUCCCGUCACCCAGCAGGGUACACAAUCCUGGGCAGAGAGGCCUCACACCCAGGUGAGUCCAUCUCGAUGCCAUGGCGGGGACAAAUCGCUGGAAGACAGGUCAGUGUGGUAGAACCACUUGGGCUAAAGUGGCGUAACGGACCAGACGGCAACACCUCCGUCACCACAGACCCAACACAGCUCAGGAACAUCUUCCAUAGUGUUUCCCUGUCCCACCCAGGUCCCCACGCUAUCCUCCUGGUCCUACCAGCCUACCUGUCAUUCACACAGAAGUAUCGGAGAGCGGUAGAACACCAUAUGAGUGUGCUCGGGGAAGAUAUUUGGCGUCGCACUAUGGUGCUGUUCACGUGGGGGGAAGCUUUAGGGGAGAGUGCGGAGCAGCACAUAUUGAGGAAUGGGGACCUCCAGUGGCUCGUGGGACAAUGUGGCGGUAGAUACCAUAUUCUGGCCAGCAGGAAGAACAACACUCAAACAGCAGAGCUAAUGGAGAAGAUAGAGGAGAUGGUGGCAGGAAACUAUCAAUGUAAUGGAGACUGAUCUUCAGUUGGGAUGAGUAGAGAUGAAUGGAGAGACAAAGGAUGGACUGGGAUGAUAUGAGAGGGAAAUAAUCCGUUGUUUGAUAUCUUUGCGAAUAGGCCAAUGGCGGGACGUUUAAUGUCAUGUGUAUUUUUUAAAUAUUGUUUUAUAUAAAAUAUCAUUCUUUAAUGAGGAGAUAUGUUACAGUUACCAAAUACAGAGUCAAACUACAGAAGCAAAAUAAAUCACAGAAUCACAAAGGGACUUUUUCAUGUGUUUACAUUUCAGAAACAUCCAAAAUGUUGUGGUCUUUUUUGUUCCAGUUUCGCACGGAUUGACCCAUAAGACUGCAUAUAGGUUAAAAAGUUAGAUUUACAGUAUGUGAGUUCAUAGUUUCUCCACAAGAUAGAGAUCUUGUAUCACUUUCUGUGGACGGCGGAUGGCGUGUUUCACGAUGCUGAUGUUCAACAUGUUGAUAAUAAAUUGUAUUAAAUGAG
Messenger RNA from Oncorhynchus keta (chum salmon), 7760 nucleotides. Its product is annotated as trichohyalin. The coding region runs from base 211 to 7284 and encodes 2357 amino acids. The transcript is spliced from 6 exons. Gene Ontology annotation, molecular function: GTP binding. The record is from RefSeq and is a predicted model, not a curated record. Lineage: Eukaryota; Metazoa; Chordata; Actinopteri; Salmoniformes; Salmonidae.